UUUUACAGUGUUUUACCAACAAACCAUUUAUUUUACACUUGUUGACUUACGUUUAUUAGAGUAUUAAGAAAUUGUUCGUCCUCAAUCUCUAUCUACUAAAAUCCAUCAAUGUUUUCCAACGGUCACCAUGAUGAUGAACUCGAACCUCGUUCUGUGCCCAAGCCAACACAGUUCCAAGAAAUAUCAGCCAAGCCCGAGGUUCCAGAGUUGUCUGUCAUAUUUGAUGGUUCAGAAAAUAGUUCAAAACCAUCCACUAGGAAUCCAUCAAAUUAUGCUACAAGUAAAACCACUCCUGAAACAUAUAGUGAAUGGAAGAAUCGUCAAAAUCGCUCUCCUAUACACAAAGAAACAAACUACUAUGAACAACGUGACAAACCCUGUUAUGGAUCAUCAUCAUACAGUGAUUGUGAUCAAAUCCCAUACAGUCGUUAUUCAGAAAGAAUGCCUUAUAAUUCUGAUCGAGAAUGUCAUAAAUGUGUUCACCAAAACUCACCAACUGUCAAAGAUAUUUACAGCUUGAUGCAAAUGCAAAGUGAUCAAAUUAAAUUUCUUUUAGAAACUAUACAAAAAUUAUUAGUAACUGUAUUAUCUAAUCAGCAAAACCAACAUAAACAUUGUUGUUGCUUUGAAAACAACCAGUCUAAAAAAAGUGAUGAUUCAAAUAAAGCAGAAAUUUUAAAAAAAAAUGAUACCGAAAAAAAAUGCCAAUUGAAUCAUUCUAAUGAUAACCAUACAAAUAAAAUACUACCUAAUUUAAAAAAUGAAGAACUUUUACAGAAAAAAAAUAAACCAAAUAAAAGAUCCAAUAGUGUUGGUACAAUAGAUACAACAUCUAGAUCAAAGGAUAAGCCAAAAACAUCUAAAAUUAUUAGUAAUAAUGAGGAGGUUGAUAAAAAAGAAAAAGAGAGGACAUUCUCUAUUGCAAGUGAUGAAUCAUUUGAUUUAAAUUCUAAUGAUGUUCAAGUAAUCGAAGCUCCUAUAUCACCUGAUCAGUCAAUUCAUAUUGAAAUGAAAUCAUCAUCUGAAGAAAGUAGCAACAGUGAAUGUGAGGAAGAUAAUGAUAAAAAAAUUGAAGUUGGAUGGACUAUGUAUAAGAAUAUUGUUGGACAAGUAAACAAUUUACUUCAAGAUAAUAAAAGUGAAAUUAAAUCUGAUGUGGCUGAACCAGUGAAAUAUGUAAAACCUACACCAAUGCCUAAGUCAAAGAAUUUUGAACUUUACAAAAAUGUUAUCUUGCCCGAAAAUAGUAAAAAGGAUUCCAGCUUACAAAUGCAAGCACUGGCCAUGCAAUACUUAUCACCUGAGCAAGCUGUUAAAUUUGAUAUGAAUAGCCAUUUUGUGCCAACAACACAACCUGCAAUGCAAUCCCCAAAUAACUAUUCUAUUUCAACAUUACAUUACAUGGAAAGAUAUCAUCUUAUUGCGCCAGAAAAAAACUAUUUAUCAGAUAAUCCACAGCCUAAAUUAUCAACAGAUGGAUCAUUGAACAAAAAUAAAAAAUCAUUACGUAAAAAUAAUACGCCAUCAAAAAUACUUAACAUCACUGAACUAAGACAACAACCAAAAUUAUCAUAAUAAACUACAUUCUUGUUGAGUAAUUAUAUCAAUUUAAGAGAAAACUAUUUUUAUAAUUAUAA
Sipha flava (yellow sugarcane aphid) is the source of this 1637-nucleotide messenger RNA. RefSeq lists its product as uncharacterized. The coding region runs from base 109 to 1575 and encodes 488 amino acids. The transcript has 8 exons. Lineage: Eukaryota; Metazoa; Arthropoda; Insecta; Hemiptera; Aphididae. The record is from RefSeq and is a predicted model, not a curated record.